Paralichthys olivaceus (Japanese flounder) is the source of this 3901-nucleotide messenger RNA. It is a transcript of the gene cacng2a, whose product is annotated as calcium channel, voltage-dependent, gamma subunit 2a. Gene Ontology annotation, cellular component: AMPA glutamate receptor complex; voltage-gated calcium channel complex; postsynaptic density membrane. The record is from RefSeq and is a predicted model, not a curated record. Gene Ontology annotation, molecular function: channel regulator activity; voltage-gated calcium channel activity. Gene Ontology annotation, biological process: positive regulation of synaptic transmission, glutamatergic; transmission of nerve impulse; postsynaptic neurotransmitter receptor diffusion trapping. NCBI's taxonomy places the organism in Eukaryota, Metazoa, Chordata, Actinopteri, Pleuronectiformes, Paralichthyidae.
CGCACACACUCACACAUGCACACACACACAUGCACACACAUGCACACACAAACACACUGUGUCUUUGAAAACGUCGCCGGUGAGAAGGAGGAAAACUUGGCUGCAGAAUUUAGGGAAGCGUCUUCACACUGAUAUAAAAACAGAUAGAGAGAGGGGGGAGGCUAUAACCUGGACGUCUUGAAUGUGGCCUGUGGAACCGCUGCUGACAUCGUGACAACACCAGCUCUGUGUGUCUGUGGAGCUGUGCAAGUCCUGAUUGUGUAAUAUCUUUUUUUCCUCUCGUCUUCCCGCAAAGCGAACAAACCUGCAGCCGAGAGCGCACGGAUAGAAAGGAGCAGGAGAAGAAGAAGAAGAAGAGGAGGAGGAGGAAGAGGAGGAGGAGGAGAGGAAAACGGGAGGAUUGCAACGUUCACCAGAAUUUAUUUUGUGUCCUAUUACAUGGCGCAAGGGCUAAACAAACGGGACCGUCCUGGGUGUGAAACUGCCACGGUGAAUUUGGAUAUUCAAGCAUCAGCAGCAGCAGCAGCAUCCUCCUCCAUCCACGGAGGAAGAGGGAGACGCAUCCUCGGCUGCGGCGUCGCACACACCGACUCCUCGUCCCUCUCCUGCCGGCUUUAUGUCGAGUGAUGGUCGGCUUGCCUUGCUGGAUGCUCCCCGCUCUUUCCAGAUCGUCGACGACCGAACCUCCUCUGACCGCAGACCCCCAUUUUCGGCGGAAACCUACCCAGAGCGAUAGGGCUACAUAUGGAAACUGGGGACCAAAAUUUUAGGAAAAAGGAAAAUCUAAGCGGUUGAUUUCAUUUAUUAUUAGAAUAAUUCUUUUCAGGUUUCUCUUGUUUCUGUGUGAGCUCAUUUCUUUUAAAGCCUGCUGAUUAAUGAGUCUAUUGGUUGAGCCGAUAUUUCCUCAUGCCAUUGGGUUGAUUUGUGAGCAGCCAGCCGAAUAUCGUCCUCACAGUAGGUCGUUAUAAAACCGCUUUUAUUUCGUCUCGUCAGGACUCGGAUCCGUCCAUUUGUUUAUGUUCCCUCUAAUAUGAGGUUUCCCUGCUGUCCUUCGUUUCCCUUCCCAGUUUAUUAUCACCUCUCUGCUUUUCCUCUAUUUUGACUAAAGUAAAACAUUAGAAAUAUAACAUUAAUAGCUAAUAAGAGUCUUUAGGAUGACACAUCUCUAAUUCUUAUUUCUUACUGGCCUCUAACUUAAGUAACUGUAACUCAUUGUAAGAGACAUAUUGAACUGUUGUACUGUAAGCCUGCCAUUACUCUAACAACAUCUCUUUGGUCCAUUAGAUCUCAUGUUAAUUCAGCUGUAACCUCAACAAGUCAAGAAACAGGUUGUUUUUGUUGUGUUUUCCCCACUUUGGCUAAUCUCACCUGCACCGCCUCAGACAUCUUUAAUCCUGCACAGCUCAUGUUUGCAGAGUGGCUGUUGUGUGGGUUGAAUCUGCAGCUGCAGGCCUGCUGAGGUGCUGCCUGAUCUCUCAUCUUUAUUUGUGAGGGUCUUAAAGUAAGAACAAACAGAGAGGAGAGACACAACUGCGUCUUCCUCUCUUCCCUCCCCUCUUAACAAAAAACCCAGAAUCUUUUUCUCUUGUUUUGGUCCUCACCCAAACGCAACCAUAAGGUUCCUACCGCAUCCUCCUCCUCCUUCUUCCCUCUCCUUCCGCUCGAGUAUAUCCCGUUUUUUCGGUUUGGUGUGGUCCCGCAAAUUUUCAAAUAUUUACUUCCUGUACAUCAAGAGGAAAGGGGGUCCCCCUUUCAUGGAAUGCGGAAACAUGGGUCUGUUCGACCGCGGAGUCCAGAUGCUGCUGACCACGGUGGGAGCAUUCGCGGCCUUCAGCCUCAUGACCAUCGCAGUCGGCACGGACUAUUGGCUCUACUCCCGCGGUGUCUGCAGGUCCAAGUCCAUGAGCGAGAACGAGACCAGCAAGAAGAACGAGGAGGUGAUGACCCACUCUGGCCUGUGGAGAACGUGCUGCUUAGAAGGAAACUUCAAGGGGAUGUGUAAACAGAUAGACCACUUUCCAGAGGAAACAGAUUACGAAGCGGACCCGUCUGAGUACUUCUUACGUGCCGUGCGAGCCUCCAGCAUCUUCCCCAUCCUCAGUGUCAUCCUGCUCUUCAUGGGAGGCCUGUGUAUAGCUGCCAGUGAGUUCUACAAGUCACGCCACAACAUCAUCCUCAGCGCAGGGAUCUUCUUUGUGUCUGCAGGUCUGAGCAACAUCAUCGGGAUCAUCGUGUACAUAUCAGCCAACUCGGGGGACCCUUCAAAAAGUGACUCGAAGAAGAACAGCUAUUCUUACGGCUGGUCCUUCUACUUCGGUGCCCUCUCCUUCAUCAUGGCUGAGAUGGUUGGCGUCUUGGCCGUGCACAUGUUCAUCGACCGCCAUCGACAGCUCCGAAUAGGGGCGCGCGCAGCCGACUACCUCCAAGGCUCAGCCAUAACGCGGAUCCCCAGCUAUCGCUACCGCUACAGACGUCGCUCGCGCUCCUCCUCCCGCUCCACAGACCCAUCACACUCCCGCGACAACUCGCCUGUGGGUCUCAAGGGCUUUAGCGCGCUGCCAUCCACGGAGAUCUCCAUGUACACGCUGCCCCGGGACACUCUCAAGUCCUCUGGCACGCCCACCGCUACCUACAACUCUGAGAGGGACCACAACUUCCUGCAGGUCCACAACUGCAUCCAGAAGGACCUGAAAGACUCGAGCCACACCAACACAGCGAACCGCCGCACCACGCCGGUAUGAGUAAGUCGACACAGGCCAGGCCAGGCCGGCCCGGCAGAGAGCGGAGACCAGGAGACACGGGAACCCCUGUGGGUGCAGUACGCCCCUGGAGAAGACGGAUUUCCAUGUUUAUAGACAUUUGUUCUUUUUGUUCAGGUGCAUGACUUUUCCAUUAGCAUUGUUGAGAGUUUCAACAGGUCUGCUGAGUUCCUGGGUUGAAUGGCAGAAGCGUGAGUGUGGGUCAGGUUCGUACCGAGAGAGCGAGUUAUGUAAUUUUUCUGCGCAGGGUGCGUUCAUGAGGUUUGGGGCACUGAAAGCGAGCGAGGGGAGGGGGCUUUUAUGAGAUAAAGAGAUGAUUUCAUGAUUUCAUUGCCCUUUGGUUUGGCAGUUUUGCUCCACAGUUUGUUUGGAGCAACAGGUCAAGCUCCCCCUAAGCCAGCCCACCACCUCUUUUGUUUAUUAACUCAUUUGUUCAUUUUUUGCAUUAAAACUGUGAAUUGUUACAGUUUGGGAUUCAGUACGAAUUAGCCCAAUCUGCAAUCUCUAACAAAGGUACUAUAUAUAUAUAUAUGUAUUACUUUUUAUAAAUAAAUUAUUAUGUUAUUAAUCAAGAGUUACAGACUUUACCGAAGCAAAAAAGGAAAAAAAAAAAGUUAUAACUAAACCAAGUGCUGUUGAUAACACGAGAAAAGACUCUUUUAGUAUCUGUUCAUUUGAAGGUUGAAAACCAGCGAAGGGCCUUUUGGUAGCAGCAGUACACAGCGACUGAUGCCACCAGAGGCAGACGCAGACAGUGAAUGGUAGAAUAAUAUCUUUUCUUUUAACAGAACCUUCUCGUCUUUUUCUCAGUCCCUGUUCGCUUUCUUUUUCAGAGGGGUCGUAAUGGGAGUAUUGAACCCCUUAACAGAAAGAGCCAACAACAAAAGGGGUUAAAGUUCACAAAGCAAAGACUCCAAAUACGACUUCAGCAGAAUAAAAAGGAAGGAGCAGAGGGGAAGGAAAAGAAGAGGACGUCAAACAAAAAUAAAAACAAGUUAAAUAUGAAAUAGUACAAGAAAAGCGAAGUGACUCACAAGUUCAGAAAUUAAAUGCAUGCUAUAAAAUUACAGCAAAUCUGCUCUUGAGAAACUUAAGUUUUAAAGGUUAAUAAUUAUAAGGGGAAAAAAGCAAAAACGCUAAAG